Candoia aspera is the source of this 2391-nucleotide messenger RNA. Its product is annotated as zinc finger protein 345-like. Bases 1 to 2391 code for a protein of 796 amino acids. Lineage: Eukaryota; Metazoa; Chordata; Lepidosauria; Squamata; Candoiidae. The record is from RefSeq and is a predicted model, not a curated record. The transcript is spliced from 4 exons.
AUGAGAAUGGGAAUGAGGAGAAGGAAGAAGGGGAAGAGAAGGUGGAGCCACAGCAAGCGGGAGGAAGAGAAGCUAAUGGCAGUUGAGAAGGUUGGUGCCCAGCAGGAUCCACCACAACAGAAGUCCAAGAAGGUCCCUGAGUCUGAGCAGAAGGCCAACACCGAAGGCCCAUGUCAGUCCCUAUCAGGUGAGAAGCCUAAGAGAAAGAAGCAAGGCCAGUUGCUCACUCACUGUAGCUUUAAGAAAUUCUUUCCGCAUAGCCAUCAUGGGCUGCUGGGCCACCCUAGCUGGUGCCACGAUUGUGGCAAGGGCUCUGGCUUUGGAAAGUGUUGCUGGAGGCAGAGUGGAGUCAGCACGGAGAAACCUCACAAGUGCAACAAAUGUGGCAAGGGCUUCCGGCUGAACUCCACUCUGCAAGAGCUUCAGCGUUGGCUCGGCCUUUAUCCAGCACCAGCACGUCCACCUGGGCAAGAAAAGCGGCCCUGGCCCAGAAGAGCCCUGCCAGUGCAACAUGUGCGGAAAGAGUUUUGGUGUCCGGCACAUCUGAUCAAGCACCAAAAGCAACACCUGGAAGAGAAGCCCUACAAAUGUGGGGAGUGUGGCAAAGGUUUCAACUGGAACUCUCAUUUGGGGCGCCACCAGCGGAUCCACACUGGCGAGAAGCCUUAUGUCUGUGAGGACUGUGGCCGGGCUUUUGCCUGGAGCUCACACUUUGACCGCCACCAACGUGUACAUUUGGGCAGCAUCCCAGCACCUGCCCCCUGUACAUGUCGCUUGACUGGGACCACGGCCUUGGUUAGCAAAGUCAGCACCAAACCUCACCAGUGCAGCGACUGCGGCAAAGAGUUCAACAAAAACGCGGCGCGGUCUAAGCAUCGGCGCGCUCACCACGCUGCAGACAAACCGUACUUCUGCAAAGAGUGUGGCAAAAGCUUUGGAUUAGACACAGCCUUGCUGCAGGACUGGCACACAGACCAUCCCAAUGGCUCUGCCAAGCCUUACACUUGCCAGGAGUGCAGCAAGAGUUUUGCCUGGAGUUCCCACCUCGACCGACACCAGCGUAUCCAUGCUGGGGAUAAGCCCUACCACUGUGAGGACUGUGGCAAGAGUUUCUCACAGAGCUCCCACUUGGACCGGCACCGGCAUGUGUACCGGAGCGCUGAGCACCCACCCCGCCACUGUCUGGACCGUGGCUUCCUGGGAACGAGGCGGAAGCAUCCUCGAGGGACCUGGCAGGCCUGCAAAUGCAGCAAUUGUGGGAAGCCCUUUUUGUGGCAGCACCCAGCCUGCAGUGAGGGUGGGAGGGGUGGGCAGGAGGCAGUGCGCUGUCAAGGCACACAGACAGGUGAGAAGCCCUAUUCUUGUAUCGACUGUGGGAAAGGUUUUGCCCAGAACUCAGCGCUGGUAAAGCAUCAGCGGACGCACACUGGCGAAAAACCUUAUAAAUGCCACAAGUGUGGCAAGAGUUUCAGUGUGCGCUCUAAUCUGCUGAAGCACCAGCGCACCCACCUGGGUGAGAAGCCUUACAAAUGCAGUGACUGCGGCAAGGGCUUCAUCCAGAAGUCGGACCUGACCAUCCACCGGCGCAUGCACACCGGGGAGAAAAACUACCAAUGCCCUGAAUGUGGGAAAAGCUUUCGGCGGAGCCCAAGCUUGUUAGCUCACCAGAGAAUCCACACAGGCGAGAGACCGUACCAGUGCCCAAAGUGCGGGAGGAGCUUUGCUCAACAGUCGAGUCUCACCAUUCAUCUGAGGAUCCACACAGGGGAAACUCCCUACCCCUGCCCCCAGUGUGGAAGGUGUUUCCGCCAGAGCUCAAACCUCCUUAAGCACAAGCAGCUCCAUGCUGGGGUAAGACCUCACUUGUGCUCAGACUGUGGUAAGUGCUUCGCUCAGCGCUCCAACCUGCUCACCCACCAACGGAUUCAUACAGGAGAGAUGCCCUACCUCUGUUCUGAAUGCGGACACACUUUCCGGCAGCACCGCAGUCUUCUUAUCCACCAGAGGUUCCACAAGGGGAAUGUGUCUAAUGGAUAUAAUUGCCCUGAGUGCAGGAAAAGCUUCACCCAGAGCUCAGACUUGGUGAAGCAUCUGAGAGUCCACACAGGGGAGAUGCCCUACACUUGCCUCUACUGCGGGAAGAACUUCCGGUACAUCUCCAAUCUCAACAGGCACAAACGCACUCACACGGGGGAAAAACCCCACGCUUGCCGCCAGUGCGGUGAAUGCUUCAGCCAUUUGUCCAGCCGAAACAUGCACGAGAGAAUCCACACGGGUGAGAGGCCUUAUGGCUGUGCUGAGUGUGGGAGGAUGUUUGUUUCCAGUUCUAAGCUUGCGCAGCAUCUGAGGUCCCAUGCUAAGCAGGUGUCCUACAUCUGUAAUAUCUGGUAA